AUGACGGAUGAAGUCGAAGAAGACAACCAGGAGAGCAUACAACAACAACAACAACAACAGCCGACUGACGAAGCAGGCGAAGGUGAAGGCGAUGAUGAAGCGGAGGCCGAGCACUUGGACGAAGCGGCGCAGCAGUCGAGCAUGGUGAGCGCAGCAGCGCCGCCCCCGCCGCCUCCAGGCGGUCCGCCGCCGUUGCCCGAUUGGCUGCAGCGGUCCAUCGCCGGACUGCCGCCUUCAGCUUCAGCCGACCGCUCGGACGAGGCGGCGCCAUCGUCAGCGGCGCCUGGACCCGCAGGUCCCGCCGACCUGGCGGCGAUGCUCUCCCAGCGGCAGCUGCGGGCGACGGUGGUGGUCGAGAAGCAGGUCGUCGAGACACCGCAGGACGAACUCCGCCGCGCUCUCACCCGGCGCAUGUCGUCCAAGGCCAUGGCCAAGAAGGACGAGAUCGCCGACCUCGUCGCCAAGCUCAACGAGGGGCGGUUCCGCACCUUCGACGACCUGGCGCGUCUGGUCCAACACGCCGUGCGAGUGCAGAACGAGGUGGGCAACAUCGAGCUGAUCAAGGUGGCUCGCUGGCCGCUCGAUCUCCUCAACGCGCUCAAGGAGGUGGUCGGCAUCAUCCACACCAUCAGGCGAAACAUAAAGCGAACCGAGGACGCGCUGCGGGAGCAGGCCAACAAGGGGCUCGUGGCGAACGAGCAGGCGGUGAGCAACAUCCGCGACUGCGUUCGGUUGCUGCGCGAAACCGGACCCAGCCUCAAGCGGGCCACGGACCUCGUGGUCAUGCGUGAGGUCAGCGUGCCCCUCCACCAGGAGGCCGCGUUGGCCAAAACCAACGCUCUGACCGAGUCGUGCGUCAAUGUGGUGUUUGAACUGGCGCUGAGCAAGUACAAGCAGCCGAUCCCGCGCAACUCGUUCAACCUGCGCUACCGCCUCAACCACACGAUCACGCUUCUCCAGACCGCGAUCACACUGUGCCACGAGGCCGGCGUUGAGGCCAAGGACAAGCGACAGAUGGCGAACCAAGCCAUCCUGGACAUGCAACACAAGUACGCAGAUGUGCUCCAGAUCAACGCCAUCUCGUCGGGUGAAGCAUUCGAGCAGGCCCCUCCUGAUGAGUCCUCUGACGUGGACACCCUCGGCACACCGGGCUCGACGGCCUCCUCCGCCGACUCACCCAAACCUGCGCCGGCCGCCGGCGCUUCAUCGCGUUCGACCGGCCUGCUGCACUCCAGCAGCGGGGCCUCAUCCCGCUUCCCUCUCCACAGCUAUAUUUCCGAGGGCCUGACGCAAAAGGUGGCGGCGUACGUGAGCGGCCUCAAGGAGUCCGAGGGCGCAGAGAAAGUGGUGGCCGAGCUGGCCAGGGAAGACAACCGAGCCCGCACGCCCAUGGAAGUUGCCAUUCUCCAGGCUGACGUGCGCGCUGUGCGAGAGCUGUUGUCGCUGUGUCCGCUGUCUGCAUCGGUGGCGUCUUUCUUCGCCUCGUAUCGCAAUGGCGAGGGCAACUCCUACGCCCACCUGGCGGCCUCCCUGCCUCCCAUGGCCUCUGCCACCGCCGCAUCGGCCCAGCCCAGCUUGUCCACUUCCUCCUCCUCUUCUUCAUCUUCCGCCGCGGCCAGCAUUCUCUCGGCCCUGGUAGACGCUCUCUCCGCCGAGACCGGCUUCCUGUCGGCGAAUCUCAACGACCGCGGCGAGACGCCGCUCCACUGCGCUGCCAAGAUCGGCAACGCCGAUGCCGUGCGAUUCCUGGUCCACCAAGGCGUACCGCUCUUGGACAAAGACAAGUUCGGUCGCGGCGCGCUCUCCCUACUGGCCUUGAAGUGCAUCGAGCGGGUGACGGUAGCCCCUCCACGUCCUGCAAACGAUCGCGCCUGCGGGCUGCCGGGUCUCAGCCAAUACUUGCUGAACGCCUCGCUCGCCGAUGUGGUCUUCAACGUGCGGGGCACACUAUACCCGGCGCACCGCAUCAUCCUCUGCGCCCAAAGCCCCAACUUCAAGAGUAUGCUCGAGAACAAAGAGUGGAAGGAGGCCCAAAAUGUCGAGGUGCGACUGGAGGACAUGAGUCCGGUGGCCUUCAAGCAUCUGCUCGAGCACCUGUACUGCGGCGACAGUGCUUUCGUCACGACCAACCUCGACCUCGCACUGGACAUCCUCCACGCCGCCGAUCGCUUCCUCGUUGACGGGAUGAAGGACAAGUGCCAAUACGUCCUGUUCAAGAUGCUGACGCUCGAGAAUGCGUUCCUGCUCUACACACGCGCGAGCCUGCACUCGGCACGGAUGCUGCGCGAGGCCACGGCCCACUUCAUCCUCACCCACUACGACGACAUCGCCUUUGGCGACGAGGACCGUUCCGUCCUGUUCGACAUUCUCAACAUGUGCUCCUCCUCCUUGUAA
Messenger RNA from Acanthamoeba castellanii str. Neff, 2394 nucleotides. Its product is annotated as BTB/POZ domain containing protein. Bases 1 to 2394 code for a protein of 797 amino acids. Lineage: Eukaryota; Discosea; Longamoebia; Acanthamoebidae. The transcript has 14 exons. Gene Ontology annotation, biological process: regulation of proteolysis; proteasome-mediated ubiquitin-dependent protein catabolic process. Gene Ontology annotation, molecular function: ubiquitin protein ligase binding. Gene Ontology annotation, cellular component: cytoplasm. The record is from RefSeq and is a predicted model, not a curated record.